AUUCUCGCGAUUGCUCCAAAACUUAAAUUAAUAACUUUCGAUGGUGACAUGACACUUUAUGGUGAUGGAAAAGACUUUGAACAAGAUUCAGAAUUAGUCAAGCUUCUUGUAAAAUUAUUAGAAUUUGAUUUUAAUGUAUGCGUAGUAACGGCUGCUGGAUAUCCAGGUGAUGCGCAACGUUAUGAACAACGACUAUCAGGCUUAUUAAAGGGGUUUGAGAAAACUUUACAACGAUGCAUUAACGACAUGAAGUUGCCAUGUACAAUAUUACGUAAGAGUAGAGCUGUUGGUAUUGUACCUCAACCAAAUGUCAAGAUUUUUAGGGAACAGCUUGAUGAAUGUGUUCUCUCAACCCAGCAUAGCCUGAUCAGCUACUUGCAAUCAUCAUCGGGCAAACAACAUUCUUUACCUUUUUGUGCAUUUAAUGGAGGAAGUGAUGUUUGGGUCGACAUUGGCAAUAAACUUAUAGGUGUACGGAUUUUACAAAAUUUUCUCGGAGCUACUCCUGCUGAAACUUUACACGUUGGAGACCAG
Molecule: messenger RNA, 534 nt
Organism: Dentiscutata erythropus
Lineage: Eukaryota; Fungi; Glomeromycota; Glomeromycetes; Diversisporales; Gigasporaceae
Source: the annotation of a GenBank genome assembly